Messenger RNA from Geodia barretti, 1359 nucleotides. The record is from the annotation of a GenBank genome assembly. Lineage: Eukaryota; Metazoa; Porifera; Demospongiae; Tetractinellida; Geodiidae.
AGAGUCUGCGGCGAAAGGGAGAAGCGAGGUCUUUUGUCGCGAGCGAUGGCAAGAAACGGUGAUGGAGACAUGACAGAGAGCAUUAUGCAUCAGCUCAUCGAUGAGGAGGCGCUGGGCGUGGCCUUUGAGAUGCACAGAGCCAUCAAGUUGGGCUACUACGAGCUCGUCUAUCCGGAUGAGAGCAGCUACGAGAAACACGAUGUGAUAGACAUGAAAGGCUACGACAUAUUUGGGAACACUCAGCAGAGCCUGCAAAAGAACGUGGACUGCCAGUGCCCCAACUGCGAUCGGACACUCGGGGCCACAAAGUUUGCCCCUCAUCUAGAGAAAUGCAUGGGGAUGGGGAGAAACAGCACUCGGCUGGCGAACCGCAAGUGAGCUCCUUCUCCCCCCCCCUCGCCCUCUCUCGUUUUCUCUUUUUUCUUCUUAUAUACAAACACUUUCGUAUCAGGCUUUCUCUCUCCAAAUUUUGUGUGUGAGUUUUGGACGCUCUUGUUGAUGUAUUGUUUGUUGACGCUACAAAUUCCUUGGGCAAUUCAAUGAGGGUGCGCUAUAACCUAUCACUCUGAUACAUGACAUGCAGUGUGAGUGUCAGUGGAUGUGUUGCUACAGGAACAAUAGGACCCCAGUGGAGAGUGACCAGGAAGGAGGCGGGGCACGGUCGGAGGAAGAAGACGAGUGGGUGUAUCCCGAGAGACGUGCCUCCAAGAAGGCACGCAGAGACAAGCAUCAUUCGUCCCCUAUAAGAACCACUGGCAGCCGACCGGGUCCAGGCAGACCGCCAAAGAACUCCCAACCGUCUCUCUCUUCAAGUUCUUCUUCAAGUAGCACCCUCACUUUGAAACCGUCGCUGCAGCAGCACAACGUAGCAUCAUUUAUGACUCUCCCCUCCGAAUACAAGAUAUCUCUUCUACAACAGAUCUGUGGAGUGGUUUCAGAACGAACUGGUCGACUGUGCACUAGGUCUGUAAACUGUCCGCAACAUUCUGAAGAACAGAGACAGUCGUUGAGACGGAAACUACUUGAUCGUCCCUUGGACCUACCUCUGUCUUCACACAAGCGAAAGAGAGAUAGAGCAGAGAGUCCACCAGAUGAUGACUCUGAUGUAGUGAGCAGUAAUCAUCAUCACUCCCCAUCCGACUCUCCCCCUGCUGCCAUGGCAACGUGGGGCCCCUCCAAGAAACGCAAGAACAAGGCCGGGAAGAGGACAAAGAGGAGUAACCAUGGCAACAGCGGAUCGUCUGGUGUAACAACCACCAGCAGUAGACCAUUCUCAACUAUGUUCUAGUUAUUGGCGGCCCUAUUAGUGUGUGUGUGUGUGUGUUUAUAAUAUUAGAUGUCAGGGAAUCAAAAACUUGA